Juglans regia (Persian walnut) is the source of this 1177-nucleotide messenger RNA. RefSeq names its product protein FAR-RED ELONGATED HYPOCOTYL 3-like. Lineage: Eukaryota; Viridiplantae; Streptophyta; Magnoliopsida; Fagales; Juglandaceae. Gene Ontology annotation, molecular function: zinc ion binding. The coding region runs from base 52 to 948 and encodes 298 amino acids. The record is from RefSeq and is a predicted model, not a curated record. The transcript has 2 exons.
UGGUAAUAUGAGUUAACUCUCCGGACCCUCGGGGACGGGGCGUUACAGAUAAUGAGAAUGAUAUAUUGUUAUUGUCAUUUCGAGAAAAUGGAUGGAGUAAUCACAACUUACUCGGUCGACGAUGAAGUUAAGGCCGAAGAUUUUAUCAAUGAGGUUACUUAUACUGUUUACUUUACCGAGGCCGAGUGUGCGGCGACGUGUGUUUGCGGGUUGUUUGAUAUGCGAAGGAUAAUAUGUAGACAUAAUCUUAUCGUCUUCUCAGCUAGGAAAGUCCGUGAGUUGCCAGAAAAAUACAUAUUGGACCGGUGGAGGAAGGACAUAAAACAUAAGUAUACUAUUAUCCCUAGUAGUUAUAACAUUGCUGAUCAGAGACCUGAAACUGUUAGGUAUAAACGUAUACUGAAAAUUUUUUAUGAGGUAAUAGCAAAUGCAAUUUCCUGCAAUGGGCAUACUGAGGAUAUGGUAUCGAAAUUGUAUGCGAUGAAUGAGGUAUAUCGCACAUCGAAGCCCUAUAGCAUAAAUUCUAAUGUUGGAGUAAGUACUGUGAAUGCAGCCAUGGAAGAAAGUUCUAAAAAUGUGCUAAGUCACCAUGUUGUCAAAGGCAAUGGAAGAUCCCCGUGCAAGAGGAGGAUGUCGACGAUGGAGGAACACUUGAAGAAAGUUAAAACAAAGGCUGCAAAAAAGAAAAACGAUAAGGGAAAAAGCAUACUGAGGCGUAGCUUGGACACCGAACUAUUGGAAAGCAAUGGAAACCAACUUGGCCCAUCGGAAAUGAGGACGCAAGAAAAUGUACAAACUCUCAUAAUGGUGGAUCAAGAAAGUGCACAACAAGAAGUGAUGGGGACACAAAAAAGUGUACAAUUACCACUUUCAUUCAUUUUAUUGUAUUUGUAUGUUUUUUAUGGUGGGUCAUACUUUGUCUGCUAUUAUAUUCACAGAUGCAAUUAGGGAUCGAUGGAACCUCAGCCGAAGACAGCAGAUGGAACGCAACGAAGUAGCUCCUUGUAGCAAGACUUGUUGGAAUCCAUUAUUGAAUUAUGUUGUGUGUUAAUGGUGGUGAUUUGUCAAUUUUGUUGGAGAUGGUUUGUUGGCAUUUGUGUGUUGGGGUGAUUUAGGAAUUUGUGUAAUAGUUUCUAUAUGUUAACUUUAAAACAUCGCUAAUAGGUUAUAGAAAACA